Mya arenaria is the source of this 2128-nucleotide messenger RNA. RefSeq lists its product as uncharacterized. The transcript is spliced from 6 exons. Bases 100 to 687 code for a protein of 195 amino acids. The record is from RefSeq and is a predicted model, not a curated record. NCBI's taxonomy places the organism in Eukaryota, Metazoa, Mollusca, Bivalvia, Myida, Myidae.
CAGUAAACAGUUCUUAUUAUCAGUAACAUGUUUAUAUCUGAAUGAUAUUACUCUUGGAAGAACAAGUAUCAUGACGGUUAUGGAGAAAUUUGUGCGUUGAUGUUCUGCUGGGUGUCACGUGACUCGUGUUCUUUUCAUGUGGCAUUGGAUGGUACCUUUUGUGGGACAAAUAAGGUCUGUUCAAAUGGUUUCUGUAUUGGAAACAGCGAUUCAAGCAAGACCAGCGCCAUGUCAGCACCAGCUGAGUUCUGUCCCUUUGGAGAUCAAUUACCUCCCUUGGAACCUGAAGGUGCCGUGUGUUCACAAGUAGUUCGCGAUGAACCAUACAAAUGUUAUGAGAGAGAAUUAUAUGCAUCCUGUUGCGCAUCAUGUAAUGCCAUUCAUACUAUUUUACCCGGUUGUGAAUAUGGUGACAAGAAGUCGAGCUGCGCUUCAGUAGGUCGUUUUGAAUGUCUGAUAGAUUCUUCAACAUGUUGCGCAACGUGUGCUGUAUACGCGGCAGACCUUAAAGAUUGGAAGUUCCCUGUUGUCGUAGGAGUUGUGGUUAUUGGUACGUGUCUCAUUGGCAUCAUGAUCUACUAUAUGGUUAGAAGGCUUCUUCAUAAGAAAUCGAGAACAUCUGGAUGCAUGGUCAGUUACACGAAUGAGCUACCAGAACACCAAAGAACACAGGUGUUUGCAGUUUAAUCGUCAGGAGCAGUUCUCUCACAUAUAUGACAAGCCAACCAUAGACAUAACAAGAAGCACCGCAUUUAAAUCUCAAGUGUAUGAGCGACAGCAGCAGCAAUAAAUCGAAUACUUUCCGCUUAUUCCAUGUCAACAUCAUCAGCCAAGUACUUCAUCUUCAUAAAGUUAUUAUAUUGUACUCUUCCAAAUAAGCAUCGAUAUGUUCACAUUUUCAUUCAUGUUACAUGUACAUUUAGAAAAUAACAUAACAUUUUCAAUUGUCAAAUAUUUCUUCUGUUGUUAUCUAUAUUCAAGUAAAUGUUUAACUUUCACGAUAAACAGUCUUAAGAUAAUUGUCUGAUAUUUAGCUGCGACAUUGUCAUUUACUAAAUUGUAAAAGGUGUUAAGAAAUACCAAAGAAGGACUAUUUUGUCUGAGCCACAAAUUAUAUGACGUUAAAGAAUAUUACUGAAUCUUAACUCAUAAUACAAGCUAUGAACCAGUCAUUUAUAUAUUUGGAAUUUUUGAAAAAAGAAAUUUUAGAAUGAAUGUCAGUUUUGAUACGUUGCACUUAAUGCUUUCCGCUCAUUCCAAACGAAAGAAACCUUCUAGUGAUCGAUGUAUUGGUUAAGCAUUUAAGUUUAGGUUAAUUUAAAAAGUUAUGGAUUAUGUGCAAAAGUAAGAAUGCGAAAUCUGCAGUAUGUUCAAGGAUUUUAUUGACUUGUCGGUCACUCGCAGGUUACACACAACUAUUCUUCCGCAGACCUUAAACAAAAGUGUCCGGUAACUCUUUAUUUUUCUAAGGCCCGCUUAACUUGAAUUUAUACUUGUUUAAAGGCCGACUGAAACAUAUGCAAGUAAGAAAAGAGGGAAUAAUUAUGUAUGUAUUUUAUUUCAUUGAUAAUCAACUUGUUAUGUAUGUAAAAUAUGAAGAACAUCUGUGACUGAGCUUAGAAAAACUAAUUUAAAACAAUGGUUUUUGACAUAAAUACACUACUCGAACUUUGCUUAAUCAGUGGAAAAAAAAUCAACUUAUCGUGAUUUCGACAGAUUUGUGAUUAUCGCCUAUGCUUUAUCUGAUUGUGUUUGUGUUCAUGGUUAUAAUUUCAUUUGCAUUUCUUAUAUGUACAUGUACAUAUAGAGAGUUAUUGUUGGUUUGGUGUUAUUUCAAUUUUAUUCUAUCGAUUUUGUUAUAAAACCAGAACAGAUGAAGCAGAUAUUUAAUAAAUAGAGCGAAAUUCAAAACUCAUAAUUUUAUAUCCACUAAUAAACCUUAAUAAAUAUAACAUCAUUGGACAUGAGACGUGUGUUUUCGGCUUCUGUAAAUUUUCCACCAUCGGUAAAUAUAGCUGGUGUUGCUGUUUUCCCUUUUUAAAUAUUUUUUGCCUAAAAAUGUCAGUUUAAAAACUGUAUAUUAAAUUUUGCUUUAAGUUCACUUCAAUUUGUACAUGUAUUUCGAUGA